AUGGACGCCUCCUCCCUCCGCAUCUCCAAGUUCGAUGGAACUAACUUCCACGCCUGGAAGUUCAAGAUGCAGAUGGUGCUGGAGGAACGGGACCUAUGGGAGGUCGUCAGCGGUGAGAUCAAGGCGGAACAGUGCGAGACUCAGUUGGACCAAGCGACGUACAAGAGGAAGUCAAGAAAGGCGAUGGCAGUGAUCUGUCUAGCCAUGGAAGAUUCCCAGCUACCGUUGGUCCGGUCGGCAAGUGGUGCAUGCGACGCAUGGUCAAGGUUGGAAGACCACUUCGAGAAGAAGAGUCUUGCCAACAAGCUGUUCUUGCGCCGUCGCUUCUUCACGACAAUGAUGGAAGAAGGCGACGAUGUGCUCGAACACAUCAACAAGCUCAAGACGCUGGCGGAACAGCUAGAAGCGGUGGGGGCUCCAGUCUGCGAGGACGAUCUGGUGAUCACACUUCUCGGCAGCCUGAGUGACUCGUAUCAAUUCUUGAUCACAGCUUUGGAGUCGCGCUCAGACACUCUUAGCUGGGAGCUCGUGACGUCUCGACUGCUUCAUGAAGAAAUGAAGCGGAAGGAGCAAGGAAGUAAAGGUGAUGAAGCUUCGCAAGGUCAAGCGUUCAUCACAAGGGACAAUCAGCGCAAAGGGCAACCAGUGAAGAAGUCCUGGCCGUGCCACAAUUGCGGAAAGAUUGGUCACUGGAUGGCGGAGUGCCCCUCGUGCAUCCAAGAAAACACGGAGAGACACCGGCCACAGCGUGCUCAAGACAGCGGCGACCGCUAUCGAUCACAACGUGCAAACGUCGCUCAAGAAGAAGACUCGGGCGACUACCUCUUUUCGAUCGCACAUGACGUGCUCCAAGAAGUUCAUGCGGAACUACAAGGGGUUUGA
Messenger RNA from Peronospora matthiolae, 882 nucleotides. Lineage: Eukaryota; Oomycota; Peronosporomycetes; Peronosporales; Peronosporaceae. The record is from the annotation of a GenBank genome assembly.